UUUGAGGUAAUAAUUUGGAACAAAAAUAAAACAAACCAUACGGAACCCUGCACGCCCGUCUCCUGAAUUACAAACGUGGUCGCGGCCAAAACCAGUUCCAGAUUUGUUUUGCCAUAAUCGGUCCACGGUGGGUUUCCUGUCCGAUCUAUUUAUGCCUGGCUAUGACAUCACACGUACCAACCCAUUUCAUAAGAAGAUCCAUGGAAGACCUUUGCUGGAACACACUUUGCUGCGUGAAUGUCGCCUAUCACCUGACCCACAACGCUGUCAACCUUAUGUCGAAUCUGUCGUCAUUGACAAUCUCGCAGCUUACCAACAGUGGGCUAGCCGUUACAUAACAUUUUCUUCAGCUAAAGCCGAUGAGCUAGACGAGUCUGUUCUUAUCACUGCUGUUUCUAGCGCUCAAGAUAGCGAUUUGCUGAGCAUCCAAGCCGCAUUGAUGUCGGGUAACCUGGUCAUUAUGACUCACAUCCAAUGUCCUCAAGUGAACGCCUCAAGAACUCAUGCACCUAUUAUUAUGUCCGAAUACGCUCAUAGACUACGUUUGAUGAUGCAAACGAAGACGGAUGAAGAAGAAGAAAUGGCUGAAUUUGCUGAAGAUUUUGGAGCCCAUUUUGUUGAUCGAGUGAUUCUUGGAACUGAAGUCAUUAUUCGUUUUACGCUGAGCAGAAAAACGGUUGAUUUCUUUAAAAGAAAGAACCUUAGCUUUGAUGCGCAGGCCACAGCGAGCGCACUUUACAUUUUGUCUCGAAACAAUAUUUCCGUUAACAUUUCCAAAACAAACCAAAAGGUAGCAAGGGAUUUUGUAGCAGCCGCUCAAAUGCAAAUUUAUUCCGGUACGGCACUAUCCGCGCCGCUGUCUGACUUGCAAACAGCUGACCAAUGGGUUCGUUCAGCCCUGAAACACUUUGCUGUAAUCAGUCUUCAACUAAAGCCUAUUGAACAGCUCUUCGCUCAAUUGUUUCAAAAUAACACCCCAAAAAUUCAAGACAAGUGGCAACUAAGCCGAAAAAGGAUUUGCCACCAAUUUUUGUCACUCGCGUUGAAUGGCAAGUGCGGAAACCCCAACAACAAUAGUUCUAAAUCUCUUCCUCGACAAAUGCAGCAUACUAAUCAUCCGGACAACGAACAAUUCAGCGACGUUUUCGUACUUCCAUUGCUUCAAAUCUGGACCAAUCGAAGUACUGUUUGUCUCCGCGCUUCCUGGAACCACUGCUUGGAAUUAUGCCGUAAUGAUCCUCUAUGUUCGGCAGCCACAGUUUGUCUAACUUCAAAUGCUGCUGUUUACCAAUCAAAAGACAAAAAGACGGUGCCUUCAUGCCCAGCAGAAUUUCGAAGUUGCGAUUGUGCUCUUCAUCGACAGCAAGAUUUCAGUCAUGGUAUUGUAUCACAGAGAGUGAUAACGCUGGUUCCGGCGCGACAGGAUUUGCGACCGGUCACACUUCGCGGAUUCGCAGUGUAUGGGCAAACGCUAUUUUUGGUCGAUAGAAUGACUGAUGUAGCCUCAUGCGCACGUCUUUGCAGCCGAACAGCUGCGUGCCAAAUUGCUUCCUUUAGUCAAUACGAUGUAGGUCAACACAAAGUUUGCAAACUUUUUAGCAACAUGACUGGAAAUGAGCUAAGAAGAAAAGGACGAGCCAUCACAGUAUUCAUGAUGGCUACCUUUAUACCAUGUUUCUCUGGCGAAAUUGAAUCUGGGAGGGCCAGCUGCCCGACUAAUACAAACUGCUCUUCCUUCUAUGGAAUGUGCGUUUGUAUGCCUGGUUACUUCAAAAACGGAAGCACUUGCCUUUCUCGCAACCACGACUACCAAUACGAAGCUGACGAUGGUUUACAGAAAGCUCUUCCUGAGAAUAACGGUGACAUUAACGGUGACUUCAGUAGGGAAACAUAAAGAGACGGAUCAAAAUCACAGGAAUCAUCAAAUUUCGUCUUUUUUUAAGAAGCCUUCUAAACAAGACGUUUCACAUUGGUCUAAUGAUCAUAAAGUGAAGGAAAAUUUCACGUCGAGUGCUAUCUAUGUAUCAACUACUGCCUCUUAUACAUCAAGCACUAUAGCGAACAUGCAGAUGGAAACUGCUGGACCAAAUGGUAGUGAAGUUCAAACGACUACCAAUCAGCAAGACCGAGUUUCUAAUACUGAGGGUCCCACUGCUGUUAUUGCACUGGUAACCGUAGCAACGCAUCGUGAUCCUAGUAAAGACAAAAUGACAUACUCAACCAUGCGUAGCAAAUCUUCCUAUGUACCGUGGCAAAUGAGAUCCUGGAAUAGAGCUACGACGGCUUGAAAGUUAACAUCAUUAAACGGGCAUCGUACCAG
Molecule: messenger RNA, 2320 nt
Organism: Daphnia magna
Lineage: Eukaryota; Metazoa; Arthropoda; Branchiopoda; Diplostraca; Daphniidae
Source: RefSeq, a predicted model, not a curated record